This is a messenger RNA of Trematosphaeria pertusa, 1605 nucleotides long. RefSeq names its product protein phosphatase 2c. Gene Ontology annotation, biological process: protein dephosphorylation. The transcript has a single exon. Gene Ontology annotation, molecular function: cation binding; protein serine/threonine phosphatase activity. Bases 1 to 1605 code for a protein of 534 amino acids. The record is from RefSeq and is a predicted model, not a curated record. NCBI's taxonomy places the organism in Eukaryota, Fungi, Ascomycota, Dothideomycetes, Pleosporales, Trematosphaeriaceae.
AUGGUGGGGGCGUCGCGGGAGAUGACGGUGGUCAGGAUACCAUUGAAGAGCGCGAAGCAUCAUUUCGGCGUCUCGCUGUCGCGGGGCACGCGUCCAUACAACGAGGACACGUUCCAGGCGGGCACAAUUGAGAUUCCGGCCUUCGCGAAGAGGCAGCCCAUGUCUGUGACGCGAAAUCGAAGCGGGAGCAUCACGAGCGAGGUCACACCCGCGGGUACGGCAAGCGGCGACCCGCAGGUCUUCUACUUUGGCGUCUUCGAUGGGCAUGGUGGGAGCGAGUGCGCCGACUUUCUCAGAGAGGAGCUGCAUAGCUAUAUAGAAGCGGCAACGAGGCUGUUCGAGCUGGAGAGCAGUCUGAAGAGGAAGGGCCCCAUGGAGCGCUAUGUUGGAUGGCCGAGCAGUAUGGGCAACCAGGAUGACAGACCUGCAGAGGGCCAUACCGCAGGAAGGGAGAGCUUGGACGCCAUCAAGACGCACACGCCGCCUGGGACGGAGCCUGUCAAACCUCCGAAGCCUGGUACCGACGAAAAGCCGCCACCAGGAGGAGUUGAUAGUACGGCAGAGCCAUUAGGCAGCGCACCACCUGUACAGCAGUCGCAAAGCCUAAGGAAGGCGGAGGAGCUGGAAAGGUGUCUAGUCAGGGACUGGAGAGAGCUGGUGGGUGGCUAUUUCAAGCGGUUCAAGCCCGAGUAUUUCUCCAUGUCGGCCGGUGGACGUGGCCAUCCUGCAGAGAAGGAGGUUGUCUCAAAGCGUGCCAAUCCUGGCUCUUCUAUCCCGGACAACACCUCCGAAGGCAUCGGCAUCGAAACGGCCCUCGAGUACGCGUUUCUGAAAGCAGACUACGAUUUCAUAUCGGCGCAGGUUGGUAAACAGGACGAAGAUCCAGUUCGUGCCGAUCGCGCCAUCAACGACGAUGACAUCCUGGGCCAUCCGUCACGCUCCGGCAAAAACAUCGGCGGGUCACGGCGCUUCAAGGGCGGAAGCACAUGCAGCAUCGCGCUUAUAUCGACGCCUACGCCGUCCCCCUUCUGGCACCCAGCAUCUCCGUCUACCAUCGUUACCGCUCACGUCGGCGACACACGGAUCCUCCUCUGCGAUACAGCAACCGGACAAGCCGUCCCACUGACCUCGAACCAUCAUCCUUCCCUCCCCGAAGAAGCAACCCGCCUACGCCGAUAUGCCGCGACCUUUGUAACCGACUCCUUCGGCGAGGAGCGCGUGUCCGGCCUCGCCAACACACGCGCCUUCGGCGACAUGGCCUCCAAACGCAUCGGUGUAUCUGCCGAGCCAGAGAUCCGCCGCGUCGAAUUGCACCCCGCAGAAUACUCGUUCCUCGUACUCGUCUCCGAUGGCGUGUCCGGGCACUUAUCCGACCAGGAGAUCGUCGAUAUCGUCAAGGAGGCGAAGACGCCGGAGCAGGCAGCGCGCGAUGUGACAAGCUAUGCCGUCGAGGUCGCCAGUGAUGCGGAUAAUGCUACGACGCUGGUUGUGAGGCUCGGCGGGUGGGAGAGGAGGAAUGAGGGCGGGUUGGGCAGUAUGGGGACACGGGAGUUGAGGGACUGGAGGAAGAAUGAGGCGGAAGAUCCGAGGGGGAGGAGAAUGUAG